Messenger RNA from Quercus lobata, 576 nucleotides. RefSeq lists its product as uncharacterized. Bases 1 to 576 code for a protein of 191 amino acids. The record is from RefSeq and is a predicted model, not a curated record. Lineage: Eukaryota; Viridiplantae; Streptophyta; Magnoliopsida; Fagales; Fagaceae. The transcript is spliced from 2 exons.
AUGCCGAGUAGAUUUAGUAGACCAUCGUUUAUUUCAUAUGAUGGAAAGGCAGAUCCCAUCGAACAUAUUAGUCAUUAUAUUCAGAUGAUGUCUCUCUACAAUCAAAAUGAUGCGCUCAUGUGUAAAGUAUUUCCUUCCAGUCUUGGGCCUAUAGCUUUAAGGUGGUUUAAUGGGUUAAGGAAGGGAUCAAUUCGUAAUUUUGGAGAGCUAAUUCAAGAGUUUCAUGCUCGGUAUUGGGAAUUGUAUAAUGAGAUUGGUGGGGGAAAUGAGAAGGUGGCUGUUAGUACCUUCAGACUGGGUCUGCCGGAGGACUCGAAGUUACGAGAGUCGUUGACUAUGAGGCCUCCCGAGAGCAUGCAACAACUUCUGAGAUGUAUUGAGGAGUAUAAAAGGCUGGAAGAUGAUCGGCAACAAAGUAAAGGUAAAGCACCUACCACGUCACAGUACAUAAAGGAAUCUUGGCUAGGGGGCUUUCAGCCAAGGGCAAGGAGGGAAUUGAGAAUUCAAGAGCCCAAUUCUUGUAAUGGGAUAAUCGAUGUGGCGUUUAAAGAGCCUGUGCAUAAGAUUCUGGAAUGA